Messenger RNA from Trichoderma gamsii, 2142 nucleotides. Its product is annotated as L-serine dehydratase. The record is from RefSeq and is a predicted model, not a curated record. Gene Ontology annotation, molecular function: 4 iron, 4 sulfur cluster binding; L-serine ammonia-lyase activity. Gene Ontology annotation, biological process: gluconeogenesis. Lineage: Eukaryota; Fungi; Ascomycota; Sordariomycetes; Hypocreales; Hypocreaceae. Bases 1 to 2142 code for a protein of 713 amino acids. The transcript is spliced from 2 exons.
AUGUACCGCCGUGCACCGACAAGGCAGCUUAGGCUGUCGGGAAGUGCUGCCUUACGGGCGUCAUGGGCUUCAUCACGCGUAUCUACACGGCAACUCGGUGCGGCUGCCAAUCAUAUGAGCCACAUCUCUAAACAUAUCUCAACACCAUUCGCAUCAAAGUAUCGAGGCUUCAGCAGCACGGCUUCAGUGCGGAACAACUUCGAUGAUGACCAGGGAACCUACAGCGAGUCUGAUCAUGAACAUGCCGUCAUCUCGACCUUUGAUCUCUUCUCCAUUGGCAUUGGCCCUUCAUCGUCCCACACCGUUGGGCCAAUGAGAGCGGGCAAUAUCUUCGUCGCAGACCUCUUGGCGGCCGGCUUGCUCCCCAAAGUCGAUAGAAUACGCGUGGCCCUCUAUGGCAGUCUUGCACUCACAGGCGAGGGCCACAUGACGCCAUCUGCUCUUCUGCUUGGUCUUGAAAGUGCCGACAUUGAGACUGUCGAUACGGCCUACGUGCCUGAACGCUUUGAGCAGAUAAAAAAGGACAAGAAGCUCUUCCUGGGACACCAACUUCCAGAUGGCAAGGGCAAGGAAAUCACAUUUGACUUUGACCGGGACUUCAAAUGGGAGUGGGGCAAGAAGCUGCCGCUGCACAGCAACGGUAUGCGCCUCAUGGUGUUUGACAAGGAGGGAUACAUGUUGGCAACCAACGACUUAUUCAGCGUGGGUGGCGGAUUUGUUGUCAACGGCGCCAUGUCAAUCAAUAAAGCUGAUUCGGAUUCGUCAUCUGCUACAGACGCCGGCUUGGGAUUAUCAACAGAAGCCCAGGGCGCGCAUCCAUCUGAUCUCGCAGAGAAUAUGUAUUACAAGGAGAUUCGGCGUGAAGAUGCAGCAGGAGAUCGACGCACCGGACAAGAGAUCAAGCCAGUUGGAGACGCUGCCGGUCUGCUUACAUCUGGUGCUGAUGGCGGAGAUGCUCCUCCCCCAGCGAAAUCCUCGACCGACGACGCUUCUUCAUCUGGUGGCGCGCAUGGUCAUCAGCCUCGAUACCCGUUUAGAGACGCAAAGAGCUUGUUGGCCCUGUGUGACAAGCACAACCUGACUAUUGCACAAGUCGUGUAUGAGAACGAGAAAAGUCACGGUUACACGGACGAUCAAAUCCGGGACAAGCUGUUCCGAAUCUGGGAGGUAAUGGACAACAGCAUCUUGGAAGGAGUCCAAGCAGCCCCAGACUCAGUACUACCAGGCAGUCUCAAGCUGCAUAGGCGAGCACCGGCGUUAUAUAGACGACUCACAAGGGGUCUAUAUCCUUCCUAUACUACAUCGGCGGGCAAUGCAGCAGAGCCCGCUCAGGCCCAGUUACCGCUUGACAACAAGGAACCGCCGUCGGGUUCACAAACGCCAGGAUCCUUAACUACGGCGCCGACCUCAUCAUCUUCUUCAGCUGGCCGCAAGGACAUGGCUAUCAGGAGAGCAGCAGCUCUACGCACCCACGGCUCCUUUUCUCACCCAGUACUACCAUCACCCCGACGACGCACGACAUUCCCAGCCAUGGAUUAUCUUACGGUGUAUGCCAUGGCUGUCAAUGAGACUAAUGCAGCAGGCGGCCGCAUUGUCACAGCCCCAACAAACGGCGCAGCUGGUAUCAUCCCUGCAGUGCUCAAGUAUACCGUCGAAUUCGUCAGCGAUGACCCCGAGCGCGACAUCUUGUCCUUCCUCUUAACAGCAGCUGCGAUUGGUAUGCUGUACAAGCGCGGUGCUACCAUCUCAGCUGCCGAGGGUGGCUGUAUGGCCGAAGUAGGCGUUGCCUGCUCCAUGGCAGCCGGAGCAUUCGCAGCAUGCAUGGGCGCCAGUCCUCAAACCAUUGAGCAGGCUGCCGAGAUUGGAAUCGAGCACAAUCUAGGCUUGACAUGCGACCCCAUUGGCGGAUUGGUGCAAGCCCCAUGCAUCGAGCGUAAUGCCUUGGGUGCCAUCAAGGCCAUCUCGAGCGCCAACUUGGCUCUGAGCGGCGAGACGGGCACGCAAAAGGUCAGCCUUGAUGAUGCCAUUCGGGCCAUGCGCGUUACUGCGCAGGGCAUGAGGAACGAGUUUAAAGAGACGAGCUUGAGCGGAUUGGCUACAAGCGUGCCGCUUCAUAUUCCUGUCAGCGUGCCAGACUGCUAA